GUCGGCUUUAGUUAUAAAGACGACAAACAGUAUCACAACUCAGAUAAGUCUACCGCAGAGGACAACCAUUUAGCUCUCGAAGCGUUUUUUGAAAAGUAUCCCAAUUAUAAGAAAAACCCAUUUUAUAUAACGGGUGAAAGUUAUGCCGGAAUUUAUAUCCCAAUGUUAGCCCAACAGAUAUUCAGCAAUAAAUCCACAAUUAAUUUGAAAGGUGUAGCCAUUGGAAAUGGAGCUUACGGUUCAGAAAAAGCACCUUUCAUUUAUAUGGCUAACCAUGACUUUAAUUUGGGCCACGGGUUGCUCACAACGGAGUCCUAUGAGAAGAAGAUUGAGAAUUGCUGUGAAUGUAAAACAGGAGAUGUUUUACAUGAAUGCGAUUUCUAUCACCCGACAAAAUCUUCGACAUGUGGUUCAGUUCGCCUGGAGGAAAUAUAUACUCCUAACCCAUACAACAUAUACGAUGAUUGUGGCGCUAAUUCAGCUUAUAUUAGACUUUAUAACAAUUAUUACGCAAAGAAAUUGAACAAAAAGCCUAUUAGCGAAAGGUCUAAUGAACUAAAGUGUCCAUACAAUGGAUACCCAGAGUAUUUGAAUAGUCCUGAAGUCCGUAAAGCUCUUCACGUUAAGGAAGACGCCAAACAUUGGGCCGAUUGUGGCGGCUCUUACUCCGGCCGCGACACCGACCAGACACCUGUUUUCAAUCAAUUGUUAAAUGAGUAUAAAAUUGGAAAACUUGUUGUGUUUAAUGGAAACUUUGAUACCGUGUGCGGUCACGUCGAGAAUCAACGGUUUAUCGAUAGUUUAAAACUUAACAAAGUUGGUCACUAUAGUGACUGGAAAACCCCUGAUGGAUUUAUUGGUGGAUUUGUGCAAAACUAUGAGAAAAACCUGAGUUUUGUGUUAGUCCGCGGGGCCGGACAUAUGGUUCCCUACGAUAAACCAGAGGCCGCCCUACAGUUACUCAAGAAUGUGGUCGGAAUCACACAGUUUAAGCUAACGUUACUAUGGUUGUCCCUAGCAAAUGAUGAUGAGAUAAAAGACUUACCCGGACUCCCAAAGGCAAUCAAUUUUAAGCAAUAUUCCGGUUAUUUGGAUAUAACUGAAGGCAAACAUUACUUCUAUUGGUUCGUUGAGAGUCAAAAGGAUCCCGAGAACGCACCGGUAGUCCUAUGGCUGAAUGGAGGGCCCGCAAAUGAUGAUGAGAUAAAAGACUUACCCGGACUCCCAAAGGCAAUCAAUUUUAAGCAAUAUUCCGGUUAUUUGGAUAUAACUGAAGGCAAACAUUACUUCUAUUGGUUUGUCGAGAGUCAAAAGGAUCCCGAGAACGCACCGGUAGUCCUAUGGCUGAAUAAAGGACCCGGAUGUAGUUCACUGUUUGGAAACCUGGGAGAGAACGGACCCUUUCGAGUGAAUUCCGACGGGAAGACCCUGGUGUUGAACCCUAGCAGUUGGAAUACUGUGGCGAAUGUCAUAUAUCUUGAAUCCCCGGUUAGUGUCGGCUUUAGUUAUAAAGACGACAAACAGUAUCACAACUCAGAUAAGUCUACCGCAGAGGACAACCAUUUAGCUCUCGAAGCGUUUUUUGAAAAGUAUCCCAAUUAUAAGAAAAACCCAUUUUAUAUAACGGGUGAAAGUUAUGCCGGAAUUUAUAUCCCAAUGUUAGCCCAACAGAUAUUCAGCAAUAAAUCCACAAUUAAUUUGAAAGGUGUAGCCAUUGGAAAUGGAGCUUACGGUUCAGAUAAAGCACCUUUUAUCUAUAUGGCUAAUCAUGACUUUAAUUUGGGCCACGGAUUGCUCACAACGGAGUCCUAUGAGAAGAAGAUUGAGAAUUGCUGUGAAUGUAAAACAGGAGAAGUACAGCAUGAAUGCGAUUUCUAUCACCCGACAAAAUCUUCUGCAGUUCGCUUGGAGGAAAUGUAUACUCCUAACCCAUACAACAUAUACGAUGAUUGUGGCGCUAAUUCAGCUUAUAUUAGACUUUAUAACAAUUAUUACGCAAAGAAAUUAAACAAAAAGCCUAUUAGCGAAAGGUCUAAUGAACUAAAAUGUCCAUACAAUGGAUACCCAGAGUAUUUGAAUAGUCCUGAAGUCCGUAAAGCUCUUCACGUUAAGGAAGACGCCAAACAUUGGGCCGAUUGUGGCGGCUCUUACUCCGGCCGCGACACCGAUCAGACACCUGUUUUCAAUCAAUUGUUAAAUGAGUAUAAAAUUGGAAAACUUGUUGUGUUUAAUGGAAACUUUGAUACCGUGUGCGGUCACGUCGAGAAUCAACGGUUUAUCGAUAGUUUAAAACUUAACAAAGUUGGUCACUAUAGUGAAUGGAAAACACCUGAUGGAUUUAUUGGUGGAUUUGUGCAAAACUACGAGAAAAACCUGAGUUUCGUGUUAGUCCGCGGGGCCGGACAUAUGGUUCCCUACGAUAAACCAGAGGCUGCCCUACAGUUACUCAAGAAUGUGGUCGGAAUCACACAAUACUAU
Messenger RNA from Oppiella nova, 2478 nucleotides. The record is from the annotation of a GenBank genome assembly. NCBI's taxonomy places the organism in Eukaryota, Metazoa, Arthropoda, Arachnida, Sarcoptiformes, Oppiidae.